Molecule: messenger RNA, 1665 nt
Organism: Aspergillus oryzae RIB40
Lineage: Eukaryota; Fungi; Ascomycota; Eurotiomycetes; Eurotiales; Aspergillaceae
Product: DEAD-box ATP-dependent RNA helicase DBP2
Exons: 6
Coding region: 1-1665 (554 amino acids)
Biological process (GO): rRNA processing
Cellular component (GO): cytoplasm; nucleus; ribonucleoprotein complex
Molecular function (GO): ATP binding; RNA binding; RNA helicase activity
Source: RefSeq, a predicted model, not a curated record
AUGUCUUACAACGGUGGCUAUCAGCGCGACCAGCGCGACUCCUACCGAAACGGUGGUGGUGGUGGAUACUCGAAUGGCUACUCCAACGGCAACAGCAACGGCUACUCUGGUGGUGGUAGUGGUGGUGGCUAUGGAGGUGGCUACGGCGGUGGUGGCUACGGCGGCGGCUAUGGCGGUAGAGGUGGUGGCGCCGGUGGUGGUGACCGGAUGUCCAACCUCGGCGCUGGCUUGAAGAAGCAAGAAUGGGAUCUGGAUUCUCUACCCAAAUUUGAGAAGUCUUUCUACAAGGAGCACCCCGAUGUCGCCAACCGGUCUCAGCGCGAUGUUGAUGAGUUCCGUAAGAAGUUUGAGAUGUCUGUGCAAGGAAAAAACAUUCCUCGCCCCGUCGAGACCUUCGACGAGGCUGGCUUCCCCCAAUACGUGCUGAGCGAGGUUAAGGCUCAGGGUUUCGAACGCCCUACCGCUAUUCAGUCUCAGGGAUGGCCCAUGGCUCUCUCUGGUCGUGAUGUCGUUGGUAUUGCCGAGACCGGUUCCGGAAAGACCCUGUCCUACUGUCUUCCUGCUAUUGUCCACAUCAACGCUCAGCCCCUUCUUGCUCCUGGUGACGGCCCUAUCGUUCUCGUCCUCGCCCCUACCCGUGAAUUGGCAGUCCAGAUCCAGGCCGAAAUCACUAAGUUCGGAAAGUCGUCUCGCAUUCGCAACACUUGUGUGUAUGGUGGUGUCCCCAAGGGUCCCCAGAUCCGUGACUUGAGCCGCGGCGUCGAGGUCUGCAUUGCUACUCCCGGUCGUCUCAUUGAUAUGCUCGAGGCUGGCCGCACUAACCUCCGCCGUGUCACUUACCUUGUUCUUGACGAGGCCGACCGCAUGCUGGACAUGGGUUUCGAGCCACAGAUCCGCAAGAUUAUCUCCCAGAUUCGCCCUGACCGUCAGACUUGCAUGUGGUCCGCCACGUGGCCCAAGGAAGUCCGUCAGCUUGCUUCGGAUUUCCUCAAUGAUUACAUCCAAGUCAACAUCGGUUCCAUGGACCUGUCCGCUAACCACCGUAUCACGCAAAUCGUCGAGGUCGUGUCAGACUUUGAAAAGCGCGAUAAGAUGAUCAAGCACCUUGAGAAGAUUAUGGAGAACCGCGGCAACAAGUGUCUCAUUUUCACUGGUACUAAGCGUAUCGCCGACGAAAUCACUCGCUUCCUCCGUCAGGACGGAUGGCCAGCACUUUCUAUUCACGGUGACAAGCAACAACAAGAAAGAGAUUGGGUCUUGAACGAGUUCAAGACGGGCAAGAGCCCAAUCAUGGUGGCUACUGAUGUGGCUUCCCGUGGUAUCGAUGUUCGCGACAUUACUCAUGUGCUGAACUAUGACUACCCCAACAACUCGGAAGACUAUGUUCACCGUAUCGGUCGAACUGGUCGUGCCGGUGCCAAGGGUACCGCCAUCACUUUCUUUACCACUGACAACUCUAAGCAGGCUCGUGACUUGGUCACUAUCCUUACUGAGGCUAAGCAGCAGAUUGACCCCCGUCUCGCCGAGAUGGUUCGCUACAGCGGUGGUGGCGGCGGUGGCCGUGGCGGCUAUGGUCGCUGGGGUGGCCGUGGUGGUGGUCGUGGCCGCGGCGGCAACUACACUGCUUCCAAUGCCGCUCCCCUUGGAGGCAACCGCCGUUGGUAA